Molecule: messenger RNA, 3869 nt
Organism: Astyanax mexicanus (Mexican tetra)
Lineage: Eukaryota; Metazoa; Chordata; Actinopteri; Characiformes; Acestrorhamphidae
Gene: rabgef1
Product: RAB guanine nucleotide exchange factor (GEF) 1
Exons: 11
Coding region: 144-1814 (556 amino acids)
Biological process (GO): vesicle-mediated transport
Cellular component (GO): endocytic vesicle; cytosol
Molecular function (GO): small GTPase binding; DNA binding; guanyl-nucleotide exchange factor activity
Source: RefSeq, a predicted model, not a curated record
CAGAAUCUCUUUUCUAUCAGACCAGCCGGGCUGACGGAAGUGACCUCAGAACGCUGCGGCACAUAGAAGCUCAGCAGUCUACUCUACAGGACAGAAGCUGUAGACAGGUAAACCCGUCGCUCUGCUCAGUGCAGGAAAACAGAAUGAGUCAACGGUCCGAGCGCCGGGGAAUCCAUGUUGACCAAUCGGAGCUACUUUGUAAAAAAGGCUGUGGUUACUAUGGAAAUGCUGCCUGGCAGGGCCUGUGCUCGAAGUGCUGGCGGGAGGAGUACCAGCGGGCACGGCAGAAACAGAUCCAGGAGGACUGGGCACUGGCCGAAAAGUUGCAGAGGGAGGAAGAAGCAGCCUAUGCUAGCAGUCAUGGCUCUCAGUCACAGUCUCCAGCUCAGCCAUCUCAGUCUCAGUCCAGCCUCGCACCUUUCUCCAAGUUUGAGGAGAAGAAGACCAAUGAGAAAACUCGUAAAGUGACCACCGUGAAAAAGUUCUUCAGCCCGUCCUCCCGCACCGCUCCUAAGAAAGUGUCUGAGAAAGACAGGGGAGAUGAGGAGAGAGAAAGAGGGGAGAAGUUUCAGGGCAGGAGAGAGAGCCACGGAGAGACGCUGCUAAGAGACCUGAAGGGCAUUUUUACCCAAAACUGGGAAAUGAGCUCUACUACUGAAGCUUUGGUUUCCAGGCUCAGAGAGAGUCAUGAGGGAAAGUCACACAGUCCGUCCUUCACACGGCAGCCGAGUUUGGAGACUGACCGCGUGUCCAGAGAGUUUGUGGACUUCCUGAAAAACCUGCAGAAACCUGGACGAGACAUCCACAAACAGAGCCGAGGAUUCAUCGAGAGCAUGGCCAACAAAAAGGACCUGGGUGCUGAUGAACUCUCUGAGUGUGUGCAGGACUUCUACCAGAACAUGUCCGACCGUCUAAUGUCUCAUUUUAAAGGCUCCUCUGAAAAGGUGGAGCGAGUGAUGGAUCAGGUGGAGAAAUACAUCAUGACCCGCCUCUAUAAGAGUGUGUUCUGUCCUGAAACAACAGACGAUGAGAAGAAAGACCUGGCCACACAGCACAGGAUACGGGCUUUACACUGGGUCACCAUCCAGAUGCUGUGUGUUCCUGUGGAUGAAGAAAUUCCAGAGGUGGCCGACAAUGUAGUAAAGGCCAUUACAGAUAUCAUUGAGAUGGACUCUAAACGUGUGCCCAGAGAUAAGCUCUCCUGCAUCACCAGCUGCAGUAAACACAUCUUCAACGCUAUUAAAGUCACUAAGAAAGAGCCUGCCUCGGCCGACGAUUUCCUUCCCACCCUCAUCUACAUCGUACUGAAAGCCAACCCUCCCAGACUGCAGUCCAACAUCCAGUAUAUCACCCGCUUCUGCAACCCCAGCCGCCUGAUGACCGGCGAGGACGGCUAUUACUUCACAAACCUGUGCUGUGCAGUGGCAUUUAUUGAAAAGCUGGAUGCUCAGUCUCUAAACCUGAGCCCGGAAGAUUUUGAGCGCUACAUGUCUGGCCAGGUGUCUCCACGGAGGCAGGACGAUGCCGACUCUUGGACGCACCCCAGCUCCAGCGUCAACCCCUUAAUCAGCCAGUUACACCACAAUCUGGACAUGCUGUCAACUCUGGAGAAGCGGCAGCAGCAGGUUUUGGAUGGAGCACUGAUCCUGCAGACAGAACUGAACGAGUGGCAGGACAGUGUGACUCAGGAAGUUCAGGAAAUCCUGGAGAAAUUCCCUCUGGAGAUUAAACCACGGGCUUCAGCCAUAGACGCUGAAAACGUAGAAAACGACAGGCUUCCUCCACCGCUGCAGCCGCAGGUGUUUGCUGGCUAGCAUGAGCUUUAAGGAUGUAUUAGUGUUAGCUGUUAGCAUUAGUAUGGCUUAUUUGGUGGAUAUUUGGGAUUUUUUAAAUGGCCUUCAUUCUGCAGGCGCAAUUUGGAUUUAGAGGAUGUUUGUUUGUGUAUCAUUCCUCUCCACUUUUGCACUUUGAUUUUUUGGCGAUUGCAAGGCAAACUUUUUUUAUCGUUAAGUUUGGUAGCAUUGCUGUUACAAGUGAGCAGCAACUACAGGCCCACAGAAGAACACACUGCAAAGAAACAGUCACAUUACAUUAGUUUAUAACCUUUCUGAUUAGCUCAGUUUAGUUAACUUGCUGUUUGCCUUCAGCGUGGCUGUGGACUUCUGACCUGUAGCUUUAACAGAUGCACUGAACAUGUGCUGAAUUUUAAUUAAUUUAAAUAUAUGUAUGUUAUUUACACAUUUAUUUGCUUGUUCUGAUUAUUUCAGAACGUGUUAUUUGUGAUCUAAUACUUUAGAAUGUGUUCUGGUUGGUCUAAUACCUUAGAACAUGUUCUGGUUUGUCUAAUAGAGUUCUGACCUAUCAAAUUUGGAUCAUAGUAUGCUUGGUGUAAUAUAUUGUGUGCACAUUUGAAUUGAGUAAAGUGCAUCUUAUUUAUGCUUAUUUCAGUUCAUAAACAAGUGAUAAAUGAUUAACAUCAUCAAUCACCAGUUGAUAUCACAAGUAAUAAUUUUGUAAAUUAUGUUAAUUGGUAGUUUUAGCUUUAAGAAAUGUUUUUUGAGGGUGUAUUCACACGUUUUGCUGCUCUAACAUUACAUUUCUUCCUUUGACUACUUUUAAGGGACUUUGUAUUCUUUAUCAAUGCUUGAAAUCGUGAAAUAUUGAUUCAUUGAUAUUGGUAUUACUUAAGGAGUAGAUAUGGUACUUUUUUUUAAAUACUAAUAUAUUUUACUCUUGUAAUAAUGUACUGUGGUGUGGGUGUACACCUAAGUAAACACUAGUUACAGAUUUAACACAUGAUGUAUAGUUUGUCCUGUGCUGUUACAAUAACUACAGAGUGUAGAUGAGUGUGUAAACACUCCCCUUUAAGCUAAGUAAUAACAGAGAUAACAUAUUCAGCAGAACAUCCACUUGAUUGAUUAGAAUUCCAACAGCACACAGUAAACACACUUAUUGGUUAUGGGGUUAAUUUAUAUAUCGAAGCAUUGCAAAAUCUGUACUGCAGAAAUGAGCAGAGAGUAUGGCUAAUAGCUGUAAUAGAGUAAAAGCUUUAAAAGUAGCAAUUCAGUUUUAAGAUACUCUUGAUAUCUGACAUGUUAUUUUUUUAAUUUACAAUAGGAGAUGUGGCUUAAAACAUCCAUGAUAAAUUAAUGUGGUUUAUGGUUUGACUUCUAGGUUAGUGCAAGUUCGUCCACUACAGCUUACAGCUGAACUCCAUUUGGGUGCUUGUCAGAAGAUCCACCCACUAAGCACAGAGAUCUUGUUCUUAGACACUUGAAAUAUGACUCCAAAUAAUGUCAAUGCCAAUGUUAUAAAGUCAUGUUAAAAAAAAAAAAACAAACAAAAAAAAACAGAUUUUAUGUAGCAUUUACCAAGAUAAUUUGGCUGUCUACGGAGAUAAGCUUAAUGACAGUACAAGCCCAGUGUUUGUUAGAAAUGUUAGCCUAGCAUCUCAUGUUGCAAACUAAAGAAUCUCACGUCAGAUAGCAAUCAUCUCAGGUUUACGUCUGAAUCUGGGGUCAGUCAUUAACAUUUGUUUUUUUAGUUUUUCAAUAAAUAUCUCCUUUAACACAAAUUUACUCAUAGCCUUAUCACCAAGUAACAAAAAUGAUCACUAAUUACGGUCAUUCGCGACUGAAACGCAGAGGGUUGAUCAGGUUGUUUUGUGUUUACACUGAUUUUUAGUACUAACAGGUGCACAAACACUAAAAUCAUUUAAAGCUAAUGUUGGGUUUCAUCUUAAAGAUUUGCUUAUUUGUGAGGAGAUGUAACAUUUUUAAUUCAUUCAUUUAUAAAAUAAAAGUCACUGGAAUUGUUGUGUUGUCUGUGAAAAUCUGCAAUUGCCCUGUUAAUAAAACCUGUAUACGUUU